GUAGAUAGCUGAGCAAGCUGGUCUGGCCGCAGUCACGUUCACUGCUUGGCAACGCUGCUGCCUCCCUGCUCCCGCCUGAGCUCAGCCGUCACUGCGCGCCGGAUACGUAAAGACAUGGCUCUGAAAGCGUCCAUGAACACCUUCAUUUGGCGCUGGCCAUCCAGGUUGCAUAUACACGCUACGCAGCGACGAUUGGUCUCUAAAGGACUUUUCGUCAUCUCUGACGAAGUGGCUGCUGCACUAAAUGAUGUCCGUCCUGUUGUCGCCCUGGAGACAAGCAUCGUAACCCAUGGAAUGCCUUACCCUGAAAAUAUCAGUGUGCAGAAAGAGCUAGAAGACAUCGUUCGAGAGCAUGGUGCAGUCCCCGCAACGGUCGGCGUUUACUGUGGGAGUCUUCACGUUGGUUUGGACAUGAAACGCCUGGAGCACAUGGCGGAAGUGGGAACUAAGGCAGCGAAGAUAUCACGACGCGACCUGCCUGCUGCUCUCUCGAAGGGCCUCUCCGGGGGAACCACAGUGUCGGCAACCAUGGUCGCGUGCAACCGGGCUGGAAUACAACUGUUUGCUACAGGAGGCAUCGGUGGAGUGCACAGGGGUGGAGAGUUCAGUUUGGACAUAAGUCCGGACGUCAUGGAACUUGGUCGCAGUCCUGUCACUGUAGUGUCGUCCGGAAUCAAGUCAAUCCUGGACAUAGGCCGCACGCUCGAAGUCCUGGAGACCGAAGGCGUGUGCGUGGCAACUUUCGGGGAGAGCCAGGAGUUUCCAGCUUUCUUCGCCAUCCGCAGCGGCCAUCGAGCACCCUGGCGUGUUGCUGACGCCACCGAGGCUGCUUCCCUCAUAGAGAGCCGAAAUGCCCUGCACCUCGACAGUGGGGUCCUCAUUGCGGUUCCGAUUCCGAAGGAAUUCGAAGCAGACGGACAAGCCAUUGAAGAGGUCAUCCAGCUCGCUGUAAGGGAGGCGGAGGCAGCUGACCUGACAGGUAACGCCGUAACGCCUUUCAUCCUGCAGAAACUAACAGAGCGCACCGCGGGUGCCACUCUUCGAGCUAAUAUCGCCUUGGUCAAGAACAACGCUGCUGUAGCAGGAGAUAUCGCCAGCGCUCUCGCAAAGAUCGAACGAGAAAACAAGCGAGGCAGCCUUUUUCGUCCAUCGAUUCCACGACAUCCGUACCCACCGGUAGCUACACCUUGAAAAUGCAUGUUGUGAUAAAAGUUUUCCUGUGCCCA
Messenger RNA from Rhipicephalus microplus (southern cattle tick), 1226 nucleotides. RefSeq names its product pseudouridine-5'-phosphate glycosidase. Gene Ontology annotation, cellular component: cytoplasm. Lineage: Eukaryota; Metazoa; Arthropoda; Arachnida; Ixodida; Ixodidae. The record is from RefSeq and is a predicted model, not a curated record. Gene Ontology annotation, molecular function: pseudouridylate synthase activity; hydrolase activity, acting on glycosyl bonds.